CAGCUAUUGUGCAAAGCCAAUAGUAGUUCUGGGAUUGGAUCGUUUAGGCAGUGCCUUAGAUUCGAAUGAGAUUAUGAGUGGAAGCAUUGAACGCAUCAUUCCCGAUAUUUAGCGCAAUAAACGCCAAGCGAUUUAAAGAACACAAUACUGCUUAAAGUGAUGCCACUUAAAUAGUUUUCAAAAUUGAAGCAGGGGCCACUUCACAGUUCAUGAGUAGGUGAUUUAAUUUUAGGAUUAAAGGACCAUUUCACCCGAUAAUAAUAUAUCAAGUAAAGUACCGGAUUAGACCGAAUCAUGGCCGAUCGUGAACUAGAGGAAAUCAAGACAGAACCCGAAGACCUCUCGAAGUCCAUAAAUCAAGCAAAGAAAAACAAAGAUGAUAUAAACAUUGAACACAAAACAGAGAGCGAAGAUCAAAAAGUUAUGAACUUAUCUAAAGAUAAUAACGGACAUAGUUUGAAACGGAAACUAGAUAGUGAUGAUGUAGAUCAGAUCGGUUCAUCGGAUAAAUCAGCGAAAAUCAAAUUGAACGACACUCCACAAGAACAAGUGAACAGCCAGUCAAAUGACACUAAUAUUGUAGCCCCGACAGCAACAAAACCUGGUUUUAUGAUUAGUGAUAUUUUGAGCGACUUGAAACGCUCAAAAGAAAGAGUUCUCGAAUCCAGAUCACUUAUGUUCAAUGCCAAAAGAGACUUCAAAUGCAGCAUAUCCAGUGCAUUCACUCCAAAGACGCCAACAUUUGCUAUGUAUGACGAUCGACAUAGGUCAAUGGAGCAUGCAUUUCGUCCAGCACAAUCAUUGCAGCUCCCGGGAACAUCGCUUUUAGACCAACAUAUGGACGACAUGGACGGCUCUGACCACGAUGACGACGAUGAUGACGAUGACACCCACGAAGAUGAGAGCGCCAUUUCGUCUAGUCCAAUAACAACGUUAAAGUCAAAGAAACAAAGGAAAGCCCGAACAGCUUUUACUGAUCACCAACUAAAUUGUCUAGAGCGAAACUUUGAGAGACAGAAAUACUUGAGCGUCCAAGACAGGAUGGAGUUAGCAUCUCAACUAAAUCUUUCUGAUACACAAGUCAAGACGUGGUACCAAAACAGAAGGACAAAAUGGAAGCGACAGACUGCAGUAGGACUAGAACUUUUAGCAGAGUCAGGCAACUAUGCUGCAGUGCAACGAAUGCUUCAGACAAACCCAUAUUGGGCAUAUCACCCACACGCAGCCGCCAUUUUGGCUAACCUCGACGCCAUCUAUAUCCGGCAAAGUAUUUCCGGUAACAUGCCACCUAGACCACCACUUAUUCCAAGAAUGUUCCUUCAUGGACUUCAACAACAACAACAGCAACAGCCAUCAACCAUAGCCACUCCAACACCCGUGUACCCAUCGGACUCACAAAAGACAUAG
This is a messenger RNA of Owenia fusiformis, 1407 nucleotides long. NCBI's taxonomy places the organism in Eukaryota, Metazoa, Annelida, Polychaeta, Sabellida, Oweniidae. The record is from the annotation of a GenBank genome assembly.